Molecule: messenger RNA, 597 nt
Organism: Melampsora larici-populina 98AG31
Lineage: Eukaryota; Fungi; Basidiomycota; Pucciniomycetes; Pucciniales; Melampsoraceae
Exons: 1
Coding region: 1-597 (198 amino acids)
Source: RefSeq, a predicted model, not a curated record
AUGAUGGACAGUCAUACGACAUUGCUUCUAAUGUGCUUGACUCUCUCAGGGCUAGUCUAUCAAGUGAUUUCAAUCGGAACAUUCAUCAGGUGUUGUGACGCUAAUAAGGGCCCAGAACAGCAGCUGGGAUGUGUUGGCGACAAUUUUCAUGUUGCAAACUGUCAGGGUAAAAAUGUUGAACUUUCUUGUGAGAAAGUUGAUUAUCUCGGUAAUCAGGCAAAGUGUCCGAACGAUCCGAGGAAGUACGCCUUUCCAGACAAAAGUCGAUGUGAAGGCACCAAAACUCCUAGAUGCGUAGACAUUUCAGGACCGAAUACCAUUCAAGAUUUACCAGUGGUACAAGAGCCAAUUGGGAAGUUCAUCAGAUGUUGUGACGCUAAUCAGGGUACGAAACGGCAAUUGGGAUGUGAAGGGGAAAAUUUUACAAAGGCGACUUGUGGAGGUAAAGAGGUGGAAUUGACUUGCAUGGGUGUCGAUUAUAUUGGAAACCAGGCUAGGUGUCCUGAUGACAAAAGAAAGUUCCCCUUUCCCGAAAAGCAUCAAUGUAAAGAUAAGAAGACACCCAGAUGUGUUGAUAUAAGUAGUGUCACGAAGUGA